AGUGGAAAUGAAGACAGGAAAUAUCAGGUGCUGAGGAACUCUAGAGGUGGGAGCAAUUAUUUAAGGCUGCAAUCCUACACUUUCUCACUAGAAAGUAAAUCCCAUUGAAUUUAGUGAGACGUACUUCUGAAUAAACAUGCAUAGGAUUGCACUGAGCAUCAGGUUCUCUGAUCAUAUGAAUACCACCUCAGCCCAGAAAAACUGACUGAAGCAGAGGAACCUAAAAACACAUUUUCCUUUUAUCAUCAAGGGGUGUCUAGGCCUCUGUGCUACAGGAACUCUUAACUUUCAACUCCCAUCAUUUCAGUGUUUGGGACCUGCGAAUGCUUCACUUGCGGGAGCAUUGUCUAAAGGAGGAAGAAACAUCCCUCUUACAACUUUCUGCUGUGGAUUGAAGCUGGAGAGCCGUGGAAUGACACUUGCUGCAGGCUGCAUGAGAGACUGGGAGCUGGUCCUUGCAUUCCAAGGGCGAGGACUUUAGCUCUGCAGGCCCCUGUGUUUUCUUCCAAUGCGGGGCAAGAGAAGGAGCCCGCCUCUGCUUUGCGAAGAGACGUUUUGUGCCCUUGAGCACUCAGGGGGGCCUCAUCCUCUUGGCUUUCCAGCAGCUGCUCCCGAGCCCACCCCUCUUUGCCCUUCACGCAGAUCGUUCAACUUUCCCUUGUGCAGCCAUCACAUACCUGGCCAGUCUUUUCAGUUUCUCUUUGAGCGGUGGCCUAUUUCCAGGCUGGAUCAUGGGGGCUCUUCGCAACCCCAAGCCCAUGGGGGGAAGGGUGUGAACUUCGAAAUGGCGUCUGUGAUAGGCCAGGGACCUGCUGCAUGUGCAAGGUUGCUGUUGGCUGACAGGAGAACUGGCUGAUCGCCCCAGGCAGCCUCUUUCUGCCUGCCUCAGGAACUCUCAGGGCACUGCCCUUGCCUGCCCCCACCCACUCAUCAUGUUUCUACUGCUACCCUUUGACAGCCUGGUGGUUAACCUGCUGGGCAUUUCCCUGACCGUCCUCUUCACCCUGCUCUUGGUUUUCAUAAUUGUGCCAGCCAUCUUUGGGGUUUCCUUUGGCAUCCGCCGGCUUUAUAUGAAAACCCUGCUGCAGAUCUUCCAGUGGGCGACGUUGAGGAUCGAACGUGGUGCCAAAGAGAAGAAGCAUCCCCUUUAUAAGCCCUAUGUCAAUGGUAUCAUUGCAAAGGAGCCCACUUCCCUGGAGGAGGAGAUCAAGGAGAUCCGGCGGAGUGGCAGUAACAAGGCCCUGGAUGUCCCUGAAUUUGAGCUCUCUGACAUCUUCUACUUCUGCCGCAAGGGCGUCGAGACCAUCAUGGAUGAUGAGGUGACCAAGCGCUUCUCGGCUGAAGAGCUGGUGUCCUGGAACUUGCUGACCAGGACCAACUACAAUUUCCAUUACAUCAGCCUGCGCCUCACAGUGCUCUGGGGGCUGGGCGUCCUGAUCCGCUACUGCUUCUUGCUGCCACUCAGGGUAGCCCUUGCUUUCACCGGCGUUAGCCUCUUGGUGACAGGCACUACAAUGGUGGGCUAUUUGCCCAAUGGAAGGUGCAAGGACUUCUUGAGCAGGCACGUACACCUCAUGUGCUAUCGGAUCUGUGUGCGAGCUCUUACAGCGAUCAUCACCUACCACCACCGGGAAAACCGACCCCGGAGUGGAGGAAUCUGUGUGGCUAACCACACGUCCCCGAUCGAUGUCAUCAUUCUGGCCAGCGAUGGCUACUAUGCUAUGGUGGGCCAGAUCCAGGGAGGCCUCAUGGGGGUGAUCCAGAGGGCCAUGGUGAAGGCUUGCCCCCACGUCUGGUUUGAACGCUCUGAGGUUAAGGAUCGCCAUCUAGUGGCUAGGAGGCUGUCAGAGCAUGCUCAAGAUAAAAAUAAACUGCCUAUCCUUAUUUUCCCCGAAGGCACUUGCAUCAACAACACUUCUGUGAUGAUGUUCAAGAAAGGGAGUUUUGAGAUCGGUGCCACAGUUUAUCCUGUUGCCAUCAAGUAUGACCCCCAAUUUGGAGACGCCUUUUUUAACAGCAGCAAAUACGGCAUGGUGGCCUAUCUGCUCAGGAUGAUGACCAGCUGGGCAAUUGUCUGCAGUGUCUGGUACCUGCCUCCAAUGACCAGAGAGCCUGAGGAAGAUGCCGUGCAGUUUGCCAAUCGGGUGAAGUCUGCCAUUGCUAGACAGGGGGGGCUUGUGGAUCUCCUAUGGGACGGAGGCCUCAAGAGGGAAAAAGUGAAGGACACCUUCAAAGAGGAGCAGCAGAAGCUCUACAGCAAAACAAUUAUGGGCAACCACGAAGACCGAAGCCGCUCCUGAGCUCCCCGCGCCAGGGACCGCUGCAGAACUGGCUGCUUCAGAAGUCUUUCCGUCUCUGGCUCCACCUGGAGCAGCAGCUUCUCUUCAGCCUCUGGACGUUCAGCAGCCCCUUCAGUGGUGCUGCCUGGGGGCUAACGAGAAGGAGGCCUUGUCUGGAUCGUUGUGGCUCGGCCCAUUGCCCUGACAGCAGCAGCUGAGGACUCUUGCCACAGUUGGGGUGGUAGUAUGGGCUUCCCCUGGUUGUGUGUCCGUGUGAGUGUGCUGGAGAAUGCCAGUGUGUGUAUGCGUGUGCAUGCGCGCCUGCGUAGGAUGCUCCGACGUGGCUUUGAGCUCAGCUGGGCCACUCCAGCCUCUCCUGCCAGUGACAGAGGCCUCCGGCAGCUUCACUCCCCCUCCCCUCCAUGUGUUGCCAUCUCAAAGGAAAGGCACGGACCUUCCUUCCCUCUCUCCUUCCUCCCCCUUCCCUUAAAAAAAAACAAAACAACCUGACUGCAGCUGCAUGGGUUCACUUUGCAUUUUAUAAUUAAAUGAUCUAGAUGGAG
Messenger RNA from Elgaria multicarinata webbii, 2842 nucleotides. It is a transcript of the gene GPAT4, whose product is annotated as glycerol-3-phosphate acyltransferase 4. The record is from RefSeq and is a predicted model, not a curated record. The transcript has 13 exons. The coding region runs from base 933 to 2300 and encodes 455 amino acids. Gene Ontology annotation, molecular function: glycerol-3-phosphate O-acyltransferase activity. Gene Ontology annotation, biological process: triglyceride biosynthetic process. NCBI's taxonomy places the organism in Eukaryota, Metazoa, Chordata, Lepidosauria, Squamata, Anguidae. Gene Ontology annotation, cellular component: endoplasmic reticulum.